This is a messenger RNA of Drosophila pseudoobscura, 1003 nucleotides long. RefSeq lists its product as uncharacterized. The transcript is spliced from 5 exons. Lineage: Eukaryota; Metazoa; Arthropoda; Insecta; Diptera; Drosophilidae. The record is from RefSeq and is a predicted model, not a curated record. Bases 32 to 463 code for a protein of 143 amino acids.
AGUUUGUUUAAGAAAUCCUAUACUGCACACGAUGGCCAAUUCUAUCUGCGAUCCGUUUACAAAUCUGCCAGUCAAAUUCGACAUUGAUCAACUCAUUAAAGAGUUCAAGCCGGAAGUGCAGAAGCAAGACAUUUACGAGGCAAAGGGACCCCGGAACUUUCUUCAUCUCCCGUGCAAAGAUUGGACGAUCUUGCCCAGAUUCGAGUAUCAAUUGGAGCAUUUGAAGACAAGUCUUUCGUGUCGCCUUAGCCAAUACCUGCGCUGUCGGUAUACGAAGUUCCUAGACAACGUUCCACAGAAUUACGUAACCAUUGCCACCUAUGGAUCAAACGUUAACAGAAUGCCCAAGCCCAGAAGGAAGACGUUGAAUGGCCAAUUUUAUGGGGUCGACAAUAAGCUGGCGCCCAUACCCGUCUUGGCAGAUCCACGCCAACAUCAUGCCACAAAAAUCAAGAGAAAGUAGGAAGUCUUAUAGUCAAAUUUGAAUAGUACAGGCAUAGGUACAAGGGAUGGAGACAACAGCUGAAGCUGGGGACCCGAAAAAUCAAUAAUGCAGAAAAAUAUCAAUUGCGGGCGAAAAAUGUUUACAAAAUGCAUUAGUUGCUGUGGCUUUACGAUAAUCUAUGUUUUUUUCGCCUGCCUUUUAAUAGAAAACUGCGUUGCCUUGCAAAGGACGCUGCGCCACUACGAGCUGUUUCACAAGGACGAUGUUUUGCAUAGGGUGGUCAAGAGAGGUAUUAAACAUAGCAAAAAUCCAUUCAACACCAUUAAGGAGGUGGAGUUCACGACACUGGGCAAAAACUUUCGACUGAUUUUACAUCCCCAUCGCGAGGUCCUCCACAGCAAAUUUCGCGCCUAUGCCGUGGAUGCCGAUGGCAACGAGACGGUGGUCCAUAUGGAUCACGACAGCUUUUACACGGGUAGGGUAUUUGGCGAGCUAGAGUCUUCGGUGCGCGCCCACAUCGAGGACGGUACCAUGACCAUGUCCAUCCACUUGCCGGAC